AUGGAAGUUGAAGUAUCGUCGGAGCUGUAAACGGUAUAUCUACGUAAGCCUAGUAUGGUGGUAUCUAGUUAUCCGAUAAGCACUAUAUGUAAAUAACAAGCUUAUCUCUCCAAAUCUUUUUCCAGCGUCGCAAAAUUUCUAAAUUUCUAGAAAAAUCAAGCACAACAUUUUCCCACCACACAACAUGCCGAAACGAAAACGGAGUCAUGAGCCUAGCCUCGAGGAGAAAUUGACACAAUGGCACAAGGAAUUAGCGCGGGGAAUGAAGACAACGAAGGGCUUCGAGCGUCAACGUCUGAGCAAGCGCAUUCGCGAAGCGCAGACCGAUUCCGAUAAGACGGCGAGGCUUGAGAGGGAGGUUGCUGUAUUAAAGAGUCUCGAUCUCCAGCAAGCCGCACAUGCGCAUCUUUGCUCGUCGCUCCUAAAAAUUAAAGGCAUCGCCGAGUCCCCCCGCCUACCCUCCGAUAUCGUACGGCCGAUUCCGAAACCCGAGGGCUUGUCUGAGGAAGAGAAGGCUGCGUUGCAUAAUGUUACGAGUGCGUUAUGCAAUCGAAAACAGAUCCGCGAUGUUGUUGAGGAGGCUAUUAUGGGUACUUGCAUUGCGCUGAGGGUGCCUAUGCCGGAGAAGAUGAAGAAGGGAGGCAAGGGGAAGAAAGAGAAGAAGGAUAGUAGGGCGGAGAAGGAAGAACAGGCUGAUGAUAGGGACUCCGGCGCGACGAUACGUAAAGCUGGUAAAAAGGACGUGGAAGAGGAAGAGGAAGAGGAAGAGGAAGACGAUGGGGAGCAAUCUGAUUUAGACCAAGAGCCGGAACUGGUGCUGCUUAAAAGGAAACGAGAGACAAUAGCGGAUGAAGACCAAGAUCUCGAGAGCGACGAAAAUGAGGAAGAUGGCCCUUCGGAUGGACAGGAAUUUGAGGGCUUCUCGGAUAGUGAUGCCGAGGAACGAGCAUGGUCGCGAUACGACAUCUUCGUGGCGGGCUCCUCGAGCGAUGAGGACGAAUCGGACGAAGAUGGGGCGAGCGAAGAUGAACUUGCUGUUGAUAGUAAGGCGCGGUCACUUCGAAGAGCACCAACCGCCGAUGAUAUAUCUAUCUCAUCCGCCGAAUCAUCCGAGCCAGAAGAAGAGGAUUUAGAUAUUUCGGAGAGCGACGGUUCGGACUCCGAAUCUGCAUCAAUCCCACCUUCUAAGAAAGCAAAAACCACGAAAACUGCGAAAAACGGUCCUGUAUCAGCUGGUAACUCAGCCUUUCUACCUACAUUAAUGGGUGGUUAUAUUUCCGGCUCCGAAUCCGAGGCGUCUGAUCUUGAUCUCGAACCCGCGCGGAAGAACCGACGAGGCCAGCGAGCACGACAAGCUAUCUGGGAGAAGAAAUACAAAGAAAAAGCCAAACAUCUUCAAAAUCAGCAAAAUGCAAAGGGGAGGGAUCAGGGUUGGGAUAUGCGACGGGGCGCUGUUGGUGACGACGAUGGAUCUAAUAAGCCUUGGAAGAAGGGCAUUCAUAAUCCCUUUGACAAUAAGCAUAUACACCCCGAGCGUCAGCAACAUUUGCAGGGAAGAGACCGGGAGAGAAAUUACAACUCGCAGGUGAGGGAAGAGAAGCCAAAGCCCAAAGCCCCUCCUAAAAGAGAUGAUACAGGCCCUCUACAUCCUAGUUGGGCCGCAGCUAAGAAAGCUAAGGAGGAAGGUCAAAAAGUAGCAUUUCAAGGGCGCAAGGUUGUAUUUGACUAAGUUUUAGAUACCACAUCAAUAAGUCACGAAAAUCAUUAGUUGAGGAAGUAAAACGCAUUAUGGAAAAUCAUGAGUGGUGAUCAUUCUUGCACUGCUUUGGUGUGUGCUAUCGGUAUCUAGCUGUGUAACUGAGGCUUUCCCUAAUCCGGGCUCAUUGAAAUCAGCGCAUAAAUCUUCAUAUUCAUUCCAACAGACAAAUCCCUAUCCUAGCAAUAUGUGAGCAAGCCCUUAUGUAUUGAUUUUUGGUGACCUAGGAGGUAUUGGUGAUAUUGAAACGACAAUGAAAUUGCAUCGAUUAAGUAAACCGAAGAGUAUGGUUGAAGUUUCGGCAUAGUAAGUCAAAUUUGUAUCGGGGAGGAUGCUUAUCCCAAGCAAAGUUAUUGAGGUGCACCUAGACUACUAGGUGGAUAGGAAAUUAACGUGGGUAUGUGUGAGCGCAAUGAGGAUUGUAACCUAGGCUUUCGGGUAUGUUGCCUGAUAGUAGAUUUUGAAUGUAUUUUUCAGCUUGAAAUACGAUGGUGUCUCUGUUGGUAGGAGAUAUGAGC
This is a messenger RNA of Hypoxylon trugodes, 2274 nucleotides long. Its product is annotated as Bud-site selection protein. Gene Ontology annotation, biological process: maturation of SSU-rRNA. Gene Ontology annotation, cellular component: 90S preribosome; nucleus. The coding region runs from base 185 to 1729 and encodes 514 amino acids. The transcript has 2 exons. Lineage: Eukaryota; Fungi; Ascomycota; Sordariomycetes; Xylariales; Hypoxylaceae. The record is from RefSeq and is a predicted model, not a curated record.